AUGAAUCCAACUACUACCGUUGUCGCUAAUCCUUCUACUAUUACUAUUGGAACUACCAAAAAUCCAGACGGUGUCAAAUUAAUAUACGCGGAUUUUAUUUUCUGGGCUGUUGAUCAAGGGUUUUUUAUUUAA
Messenger RNA from Funneliformis mosseae, 132 nucleotides. NCBI's taxonomy places the organism in Eukaryota, Fungi, Glomeromycota, Glomeromycetes, Glomerales, Glomeraceae. The record is from the annotation of a GenBank genome assembly.